Molecule: messenger RNA, 1745 nt
Organism: Abrus precatorius (Indian licorice)
Lineage: Eukaryota; Viridiplantae; Streptophyta; Magnoliopsida; Fabales; Fabaceae
Product: E3 ubiquitin-protein ligase RDUF2-like
Exons: 1
Coding region: 72-1166 (364 amino acids)
Biological process (GO): protein ubiquitination
Cellular component (GO): cytoplasm
Molecular function (GO): ubiquitin protein ligase activity
Source: RefSeq, a predicted model, not a curated record
ACGCACCCCUCUUCUCAUCGCUCUAGCAUCUUCCUUCUCUCUCUCUCUCUCUCUGGUCAAUAGCCAAGAGUAUGAAUACGGACACGCAACCCGGAACGCCGUCGUAUUGGUGCUACAGCUGCACCCGUUUCGUUCAUCUCACCGGCCACGACAACAUCCUGUGUCCCAACUGCGAAAGUGGCUUCGUCGAAGAGAUCCGCGCCGACCCGUCACCGCGCCACCGUCUCAGCCCCUUUCCCGACGACGACCCUCUAUCCCUCCGGAGGCAAGGCUUUCGCCGGAGACGCCGCGACGCCGGCAACCGCUCCCCUUUUAACCCUGUCAUCGUUCUUCGUGGCCCCGGAGAUGCCGCCGUCGAUCGCGACGGAGCCAGCACGUUUGAGCUCUACUACGACGACGGCGACGGCUCCGGCCUCCGCCCCCUGCCGCCGACCAUGUCCGAGUUCCUCCUCGGCUCCGGCUUCGACCGCUUGCUGGAGCAGUUCGCGCAGAUCGAGAUGAACGGCUUUGGCCGGCCGGAGAAUCCCCCGGCGUCGAAGGCGGCGAUUGAGUCGAUGCCGACGGUCGAGAUCGGAGAGGCGCAGGUGGGAACCGAUGCGCACUGCGCCGUUUGCAAAGAGGCGUUUGAGCUACACGCGGAGGCGCGUGAGUUGCCGUGCAAGCAUAUCUAUCACUCCGAUUGCAUUCUUCCAUGGCUUUCGAUGCGAAACUCGUGUCCUGUGUGUCGCCACGAGCUUCCCUCGGAUCUGGAAAGCAGAGUUUCGGGGCAGAUCGACGAGGAAGCGAUCGGGUUAACUAUUUGGAGGUUGCCCGGUGGGGGAUUCGCUGUGGGUAGAUUUUCCGGCGGCCGAAGAGCCGGCGAGAGCCAUUUUCCGGUGGUGUACACGGAAAUGGAUGGUGGGCUGAACGCAAACGGAGCUCCGAGAAGAAUUUCUCGGUCGGUGAGAAGCAAUAGGGUUAGGGAAAGUCGUGGAUUUGGCAGAUUUUUUCGAAGUUUCUUUUCAUUCUUUGGGAGACUUGGUUCAAGGUCCUCUUCUUCUUCUUCGUCUUUGUCAUCUUAUUCUAGCUCUGAGCACGUUUCAAUGAGCAGAAGCCAUAGCCAAGUGAGUUCAGUGUUCAAUAGAAACUCACGGAGACGUAACAGGACUUGGGUCUUGGAAGAUUGAUCGAUGACAAGCAUGGAAAUUUUGCAAAGAAUACUUUUUUUAUUUUAUUUUUCUCUUUGGGUUAUGGGAUUCAUACUGUAAAUAGCACUAUAGAAGCAAGUGUAGUUUUCCCUCUCUGUGGGAUUCAUGAGGCAAUAGAAGCUAGCUGCGUUAUAUGGUUGUUCUUGAGAUGUGGUCGCUGAAGGGUGCAAAUUUUGGGCUUUGAGAAUUGAUAAAGAUUGUUGUUGUUGUGGGAGUGGAACAAGAACAAGCAUGUGCAUCUGUGCGCUUUCCAGUUGGCACCACUAACUGUAGCACUGGACCUGGCAGACAUUGGGAAACAAGAAUGAUGCUUUGUUCCCCCGUGAACUUAAUUAUUUUUUUUUUUUUUAAUAUAUUUGUUAGAAUUCUUUCAAGAUUAUGUUCUUCGAGAUGCCUCUCUCAACUUGCACCAUAAUGUUUUGACAACAUGCCGAUGAUUAGAUAUUAUGUAAUGCACAUGUCACUUUCCUUUGUAAUUUCUUUUACAUGGGAAAUGCAAUUUGAAUGGACAGCAGCAAAACUAUCGUUCUACUUGGGUAAUCUUAUCUUAUCAAAAAA